Molecule: messenger RNA, 4239 nt
Organism: Purpureocillium takamizusanense
Lineage: Eukaryota; Fungi; Ascomycota; Sordariomycetes; Hypocreales; Ophiocordycipitaceae
Exons: 2
Coding region: 589-3573 (994 amino acids)
Biological process (GO): DNA-templated transcription; regulation of DNA-templated transcription
Molecular function (GO): DNA binding; zinc ion binding; DNA-binding transcription factor activity, RNA polymerase II-specific
Source: RefSeq, a predicted model, not a curated record
CCACCACCACCACCACUACUGUCAGCACCCGACUGCACAACCGUUGCCUACCAUCCUUCCUCGUCUGCGGCCAGCCUGCCACAACCACAGCCAGCCAUACCUGCCUUGCGCACCUGCAAUAUACAAAGUACCUCGCCUUCCUACCAUACCAUCCUUUCCUUCGCUCGCCUCGCUACGCUACGCCUACUUUUCGUACCAUCCGCACGUCCGCCGUCGUUUCCCUCUCCUCCCUUUGACAUCUCACGAACCCUCGUCCCUGGUUUCGUCGCCGCCUCGCCCUUCCAGCACCGGCUUACGCCGUCCGACACGCACGUCGAUUGCGACCGCCUCAGCACCGACCACCAUGUCUGGUGACGUCUCUGACUAACCCAGCUGUUCUGAGCGUCCGAUGCUUCCCCUCCUACCGGGGAUCUGACCGGCACCACCAACACACACACACUCUCUCUCUCUCUCACGCACACACACACACAUCGACGACCGUCCAACACCGGCGUCCGGUCACCGGCCGAGACGCACCUCUUAUCCCCUCUUCGUCGGCGACGACGUCCACACCUUCGCCUCCCGAUCGCCAUGCUUGACUGCUAAGCCAUGACGACGCUGCUCAACAAGACGGAUUCCGGCCCUCCGCUGCGCCAGAUUCGCUUCGUCCACAACCAGGGCCAGCCGCCUUCGAAGCGCCGCCGCAUCAACGCAGCAUGCUUGACCUGCCGCCGACGAAAGACGCGAUGUGCCGGUGAGCGGCCCAUAUGCUCGACCUGUACCAAGAACGGCCACCAGUGCCUUGGGUAUCCCGAAGAUGCAAGAAAGGAUGGCACAGAUACGGGCGAGUCGAAGCAGGCGGGCGACGAGGACUUCAACGACGACCAUCAAAGCGACGAUGAGGAUAGAAAGCCCGCGAGGCCUGACGCUCCCACAGCCAGCUCUGCGCCCGAUGCGGCUCCAGCGAUAUCACCAACGCGCGCCGUGGCUGUUGCACCUCGAUCUGCGCCUGCAUAUCCCGGUGCUGUUGUCGAGCCCGAGCACGAUGUCGACGUCAAGCCUGUAGUCUCGCCAGCUUCGCAGCAUCAGUCCCAUCCCUCGGCCGCCACAGACGAAAUGCCCAGCUCGCCAACCCUGCGCCGCAAUCACAGUCAUCGCAUUCCAUACUUUCGGUAUUUUGGCCCGACGGCGAUUGUGCCCGGCUUCAAGCAGAUGGUCGUCUCUGUCCGUGACCGGCGACGAUCGACAGGUGGGUCCCAGUCGGGUACUUCGCCCAUGUCCACACCGAGCGGCGUCCGGGGAAGUAGCUGCGCUGCCGGGAGUGAUAUCGCCGUUGAGGACCUGCCCGCAUACGAUCCCAACAGUCCGGGACCCGUGCACCCUCUCAUCAUCAACCUCGUCAAGACCUUCUUCGUUCAUCUCGGCUGCAACUAUCCCUUCCUCAAGCAGCCCAAGUUUUUGCGUCUCGUCAUGGAAAAGCGUGUCGAGCCCAUUCUCGUCGACGCCAUCUGCGCGCUCGCCGCGAGAUUCUCCGAUGCGCCGGCGCUGACGGGCGGAAACGACAAGAUGCCACGGACGGAGCGCGGCCAGGUAUUUGCGACGCGAGCAAAGCACGCCACUGUGGACACGUUUCCCUGCCCGUCCGUGGGCGCCGUACAAGCCUGUCUGCUCAUGGCCUACGAAGGCUUUGGUGCCAACCAAGACAGUGCCUUGUGGAUGUAUCUCGGGCUUGCCAUCCGCAUGGCUAUCGACCUCGGGCUUCAGAAGCGUGUAGGUAUACAAUACCAGGGUGAAAAGGAUCCUUGGUACACGAGGCAUCGGAGUCGCGUCAAUGGGGAGUCGGAGAGCCCCGAAGAAAAGAGGCAUGACGAGGUCGAUGCUCUGACUGUCGAGGAGCAAAGGGAGGUUGAGCAAGAGCGCAUCGACACAUUCUGGGCCGUUUUCAUUCUCGAUCGCGUCAUAUCCUCGGGCACGGGACGGACAGUCACCUUUCGUGAGGAUGACUUCGAGCUCCCGUUCCCAAAGCCAGCCAUCGACCCCGCCACCGGCUGGCCAUCUCUGUUUCCCGUGCUUCUCGAGAUCAUCCACCUCUAUGGCCGUGUGUCUGACGUGCUCAACAAUAUCCACAACGUCAACGACCUGGACCAGGACAAGUGGUCGAAGCUGUCCAGCAUGGAGCAUCAGCUAACCCGUCUGUACAAGAGCUGGGAUGCAAGACUGCAGUUCAACGUCAGCAACUUCAAGGCAUACCUCAACGUCGGACAGGGCACGACGUUUCUUUUGCUUCACUUUUGGUUCCAUGCGCUCUUCAUCAUCUUGCAUCAGCCAACGCUCUUGACUCCGUUUGGCGACCUUCGUGGCGAACUCCAGCUUCUUUCCGACAGCCGAGAACUGAGUAUGAGCAGCGCAAAGACAAUUUGCGACAUCUUGGCAUUUGCCGACCUCAUAGACCCCAAGAGCUUCAUCGGCAACCCCUUCACCAGCCAGCCCAUAUACAUUGCAGCUUGUGCUUUUUUGAUGGAGUCGAGCGCGAACGCUUCGGAAGGCCCUUCUAGAGAAACGUCGCCCCCAACGUGCAACGCCUCGAGUCGGCCAAGGGAGCGCGUGAAAACUGCCAACUCCAAGCCCUCGAGGCAUUCGCUGCUUGCCUCGGCGGCGAACCAGAAUUAUCAGAGAUGCUACAAUUCCCUGCAGCAGCUGCAUACCCACUGGGGCGGUGUCAAGUACAUCUUGACGGCUCUGGACCAGAAGUCAAAGGGUAUCUGGGACUGCGAGACGUACACAUCAGAAGAGUACGAGAGCACCAAGGUGCCGCCUACCAGGGGAAGCAUCACCGGCGAUCUCAGCGCAGCCUCGCCGAAGAUGGGUGGCGCCCCCCCGAUCGCGUGGAGUCUGGCAGGAACGGCCAACUCGCCCAACUCGAACCUGACGCUGUUGUACCAGAACCUGAGCGGCGUCAUGACACCAUCAUCGGUUCCGCAGAGCAUGCCGCAGCAGGUAGGAACACCGCCGGGCAACAUGGUGUACGACCCCAUCCGGCAGAGCCUGCCGGCCGAAUCAGGAGGCAUGUAUCCGCCCGCGGUGCCCCAGGCCACCACCUCGGCAAUCAGACACUCGCCGCAAACAGGAAACAGCAAACCCCGACGACCGUCCAACCUUUCUGGCGUGUCCAUCCCGGGACAGGCGGCGACGGCGGGCAGAUACGACGGGCUCCCGGAAGAGAACGACGGAGCCAAGGUGUUUGUGCCUCCUGGCUACACUCCCUCCAGCCAGCAUUCUGGAGGGUUCGAGACAUUCAGCGCCUCUCCUGCCAGUAACUUGGCAGACGCCGCAAAUCGGGGCAUGGUCCAUGCGGCUACGCCGCAUAAUGUAUACUACAACCACCACAUUCCCUACCAGACGGGAUGGGGCUACGGGAUGGGCAACAUGGACUCCAUCACCUUCGAUAGUCAGGACAUCGACAUCGGGGCGUUGGGGCUGCAGCAGCCAGAGCUGAUGAGCGGUUGGCUCGACUACAUCCCGAGCGACGUGCUGGGCCUGUUUGAGAACCAGAACAUGGGCCACGGGAGCCAAGAUGGCGCCGGAGGACACUAAUGAUGUAUACGGGCCGGAGCUGGCUAGGAGAAUAUGCUCGUUUCAAACGGUGAUGGCUACUUUCUUUUGGCAUGGCGUUGUUUUUGACUUGGACGUUUCUUCGCGCUACGUUCAGCCAUGGGAGCGGGAUAUCUUCAUUAGGCCAUUUCUUUACGACGGAUUGCGGGACAAGGGGCGCAGCAAAAAGCGAACAUCUUCCGACAUGACCAUGACUUUGUUGGGGUAAGGGUUUCAGCUGUUUUAUACACAUACAUGUGGCUUUGGAAACGAGGCGUGUCAAUUUUGCUUGGAGCGGACCUGAUGAGGCUUUUCCCAGGGCAUGGGUGGGAGUUGGGAUUUCAGAGCACGAGCAUCCACGGUGGUUGGAAAUAUGCAUGUACUAGGCACUCGCUCUGACUGGAAAGUUGAACUGCAGGCUAUGUUAUUUUUCUUUGUUGUUUUCUUUUUCUUCGUGUGGGAACGGAGGAAGGGACCGGACACGGCAGUAUGACCAAAGAUGAUGCACAGUCUAGCGGUUCUCGGUUCUUGGCUGUUGUCGUUGUCGUUGUCGUAAUCACAUAAUCAGUACGUGGCACAUGUACAUGGCAAUGCAAUGCAAAUGCAGGCUUUUGUGCGGGCGGGAGGACGCAAGAGGGCCACAAGAAGGUCCUUGUCACUGAGUUGCUG